Messenger RNA from Zasmidium cellare ATCC 36951, 1518 nucleotides. RefSeq lists its product as uncharacterized. The record is from RefSeq and is a predicted model, not a curated record. Lineage: Eukaryota; Fungi; Ascomycota; Dothideomycetes; Mycosphaerellales; Mycosphaerellaceae. Bases 1 to 1518 code for a protein of 505 amino acids. The transcript is spliced from 2 exons.
AUGGCCCGCAAGGCCGACGAUCUGCUUGCGGACCUGGACCAGCUCGGCAGCGAAGAGCAGCAGGCCGCGGACAAACCAUCUGCCAAACCAGGCGCGAAGAACACCAAGUCAGGCAACGCCGCCAACGACGAGGAAGAUGCACUGGCGGAGAUUGAGAAGCAACUCGCUGCGAAACCAGCUGGCGGAUCGCGACCAGGCACCCCACGACUGAGCUCGAGUACCACCAGUGGAACGAAUAGAAGUCCUAAGCGGACUGCAGAAUAUACGCCUGCUACAACCUCAGUGAACAGCAGUGAGAGGAACAGCAGUGAAGACCGAGCUAGAAGCAAUGCGCCGCAGACACGGACAAGUGGAGAGGGCAACAGGAGCUUCCACCAGGCACAGACACCAGCGGCGGAAGAUGCUACAUCUGAGCCUGAGCAGCCAAAGGCCAGCGGAGGCGGCUGGUGGGGAAGCAUGUUCAAUGCUGCGACUGCGGCCGUGAAGCAGGCUGAAACGUUGGCCAAGGAGAUCAGCGGCAACGAGGAGGCUCAGAAGUGGGCAGAUCAAGUCAGAGGACAGUAUCAGAACUUACAAUCUAUUGGCACGGAUCUCCGAUCACGAGCUUUGCCAACAUUCACAUCCCUCAUCUCGCACAUCGCACCGCCCAUCUCAGCGCACGAACGACUCCAGAUUCACACCACUCACGAUAUCCAGAACUACCCAUCUCUUGACCCGCUCAUAUACUCUACCUUCAGCCGUAUCAUGGCUCAAGUCGAAGGCGGUGAUCUUCUCGUCAUCCAGCGUGGCAGCGAAUCACGAAACCGGUCAUCAUCUGACGUGCAAGGCUACAGGGGCGGCGUGCUCGGCGGAGGAGGCUCAUGGACCGAUGGCCCAUGGUGGCGAGAAGAUGGAGCGAAGCGCUCGCUUGGCACAGUACCUGGACUGAAAGAGGGCACUCGAUUGGCAAGAGUCAGCGCGGAGUCGUACGCCAAGGAGUUCUUUGAUUCACGUGGUGGUGUGGAGGAGGCUGCUAAGAAGGCCACCGAAACGUUGAACGAAUCGAACCCGACUCGCAGUAGCGAUAUCUUCCUCGCCAUUCAACCGAUCAGCUACACCGCCGAGAAGGACCUCUUUGCCGAAGAUGCGCGCGCCGAGAAGACUGAAUCUGGCGUCGUGAAGCCCGAAGAGGAAAGCGAGGAUAUGGUUGUCUUCGCAAUCUACCUCUACGACCCAAUCCACUCGAUCUCGUUCAAGGCUCUUUCGCAGCCCUUCCCGCAGCGCUGGGCUGAUUGGAUCGAUGCUGAAGCCACCGCAGACAGCUUGCCAGAAUCGAUCUUGGAGAUCAUCCAGACCGGCGGCGUCGAUCCACGAGAAUGGGUUGCUGAAUGGCUGGAGGAGAUUCUUUCUCUGUCUGUUGGCGUCGUUGCUCAGCAAUAUGUUGCCAAGCGUAUGGGCGUUGGUGAAGGCGGCAUUGGAAGGGGAAAGAAGAGGGCGGAAGAAGAGGCUAUCAGCGGAGAGGCUGCAAGGGCGAUCUGA